GAUCCAUUCACUGCGGAGCACGAGGCUAUGAGCCAGCGUGAAAAUGGCGUCUGUAAGCCGAAUGCAGAUGUGUAAAAAUACGGCCGUUGCUUUCUUCCGUGUGAAAAAGCCAGGAAGCAGUCCCUCCAGUGAAAGUCAAUCCAGUGUGCAGUCUGGGGCAAUGGCCACAUUUAAUCAUGCUGGAAAGAACAAAUCAAGUACUGUCCACCAUCGAUCGCCCAUUCGUCCAUUUUUCUGCUGUGGCAGUGAACUGUCUCUCGUCAGUAUCGCCGAGCUCCACGAGCGACAAGCUGCUACACUUUCGUUAACUUCAGGCUCCUCGCAGAUAAGUAGUGAACCGAUCUUGCUGAAGCAGCAUGCCCUGUCUGACUCCCUACAGAUUGAACAAACCAAAAAACACACAGAUUGCCCCUCUUCGUGCCAACAUUGCGGAUACAAAUCAAAUGUCGGCAUGGAAGCUGCUUCAGGCUCGUGUUCAGGAUCGCCACCAAAAAACAAACACAAGAAACCUUGGUCAAUCAAAUUUCGAGACAAACAAUCUAAGCAGUCCCGGUACAUGGGUUACUCACAACCCUGUGUUGGAACUUCCAGAUGUUCAAACUUUUCCAGUUGUGAACACCAGUUGCUACUGGCCACUUGUUCACAACGACCAUCAUCUUCCAACUUCUUGUUGACUCCAUCUUGCCAAAUCUCCACAAACAACGUCUUGCGUUUACCGAAGAGUCGCCAUCAUCGGAAACACCAUUCAAAGAAGACUUUAUUUAGUUCUGUUGACAAGCAGCACCAUCGAAUGUCAGCCAGGCAGUUUGCUGGAUCUUUAAACAACAUCAACAACACCUCGGGUUCGGUUGGCUGUUCCACUGAUAACAUCAAUACAACUUGUCAUCAACAACAGCAACAGCAACAGGAAGGUCAACAAGGUGGUUCCAGAGUUGCUGGAAACCACGUAGACAGAAAUACAUUUUGUGCAUGCCGCAAUUUUCGGUCUGUUUCCACAUUGGCAUCUAACGACCAACUCUGCUCGUCGUUCCAGCAGAGCUGUUCGCUACAGGCUAACCCUGGGAGUCACAGCCAGUUCUCUCUAGAUUAUUUCAACGACGACGACUUCAAUGAUGCACCCAUUCAGGAUUACCCACCGCACGAAGCCCCCAACAGCGACACCUAUCAGCGUAUUCACAGUCGGGUCGAAUACACUCACUGUCUAGUGCCUGACCUGCAGCAGAUUGCAAACUGCAGUUUUUACUGGGGGGUCAUGGAUCGGUACGAAGCAGAGAACCUGCUUGACAACAAAGCCGAAGGAACAUUUCUGUUGCGAGACAGUGCGCAGGAGGACUUUCUUUUCUCUGUCAGUUUUCGACGUUACGGAAGGUCCCUUCACGCACGCAUCGAGCAGUGCAACCACAAGUUCAGUUUCGACUGCCAUGACCCGGGUGUCUUUGCAGCCAGUACCGUCUGCCGCCUGAUCGAACAUUACAAAGACCCCAGCUGUUGCAUGUUCUUUGAACCAAUGCUUACUCGACCCCUCACCAGGACUUAUCCAUUCUCCCUGCAGCAUCUGUGCAGAGCUGCCAUCUGUAGCUUUAUCACUUACGACAAAGUGUCGGAGCUUCCCCUCCCACUAGCCCUAAAAGACUUCCUCAAGUAUUAUCAUUACAAAAUGAAGGUUACUGAAAAGCAUUUCUAAUAGACCAGACAUUUUAAACAGACACAAUCCCCCUGCCCCCCCCCUUUUUUUUUACAUUAUCAUCAUCAUCAUCAUCGUCAUUUAACAUGUGUUUUCCAUGCUGGAUGGGUUGGAUGGUUUGACUGAAAGCUGGGGAGCUGCACCAGGUUCCAAUGUGAUUAGAAAUCGUGCCAAAUCAGAUUGGAACCUAGUCCAGCUCUCCACUUUACCAAUUUUCAGUAAAACAGUCCAACCCAUGCCAGAAUGGAAAAUGGACGUUAAAUGACGAUGAUGAAGCAGAAUUUAAAAAAAAAAAAAAAGAAAAUGAUAAAAUAAAACUGUUGACAAGAAUAAUGACAAUGGUGGCAAUGAUGAUGAUGAUGCUUAUUGUCAUCAUCAUCACCAUCAGUAUAAUGUUGGUUGGCAUGUGUUCUUGCUCUCUUUCAGGUUUAAAAAUAAAUAUAUAUUUUAAGGACACAUUUAAUAUUGUUCAUAAUAAUAAUAACAAGAAAGGGCAAGUGUGGGUGUUCCCAUUUUCUUUUCUCCAUUUAUUCAUUCUGUCAAAUUUUCAUAGAUGAUGAUGCACCAGAAUUGGUUUGAACUAACUAACUUAGCGUUUGUUAAGUGAUUUAAACUCUCUCUCUCUCCCUCUCUCUUUUAAUUCUUAAAUCUCUUUUUCUUUUGUUAGCCAUGACUACACACAUACACACAGUUUUUAGGCCACAAAUAUACCCCCUUCCCCCAUUUGUUUAUUUUACUUAACCCACCUCUUCUUUGUUCUAUUAAUAUCAGAUAAAUGGUUUAUAAGCCUUAAGAUGAGAAGUAGCUCUCAAUAAGAACUCACUUGAACUGUGAAACCCAUCCUUUGCCAGCAUAGAAAGCGGAUGUAAAAAGAUGAUGGGCGUUGUAUUCUCUCUUCCCCUUCUUCUUAGCUCUCAUACAUCCACUAACCCAUAUGUCGAGCUGCAAACACAAGUUAGAAAAAUAUGUUUGUUAACCCUUAAGCAGUCAGAUUUUUCUGUUAAAUAUAAAGAUUGUUCACAUUAUUUUGAAGUAAUCAUGCAUUUGUCUCAUAGCUUCAAGAUUUCAAUGAUGUUAUUGUAUAUUUUUACAGCAACAUUCAUUAUAGGGAAGGUGUUAGUAUCCAGAUGUGGCUAGUCCAAGUAUAAAACGGAAUAUUUAGGCCGGAUAUGGCUGGCUGGCUGGUUAAAUGCUAAAAAGUUAAACCAUUCAUGGGGGAAUGUAUGGCAGAAUUGGUAGAGCAUCAGAUGAAACAUCUUGUGAGAUAAGUACAGGAAGCUAAUAUAAUCAGCUGUAUGCUAGAUCGCAAUGCCCUAGCAUGGCCACUGCCAAUUAUAAAACACCACACAAGAAAAGAAUAAGACACACAAUUGUAAAAUGGAUUAGGUAGUGUUUCAUUGAGUUUUUGGACAUCCCACUAAAGUUAUUAGAAUUAUGAUAUAUAUAUAUAUAUAUAUAUAGAGAGAUAGAUAGGGUGAUAAAUUGAAUAUUAAUUCAAUUUAAAACGAAGUGGCCGAGCAUAAAAAAAAAAAAUCUGAAAAUUCAGAAAGAAUUGUACUACACGUAUAUAUAUAUGUAUGUAUAUAUUGGACUCUGCACUGUAGGUCAACUAUAGGUGGGCCAUUGAGAUGUUCUGUAUGAGCUUUGGACCUUUUCAGAUUUAAAGUAUUUGGUGACCAUUGAGUAAUUGAGGUCUUUUGUGUCAGAUUUGGUUUAAUUUUUACUUACAUAAGCAUUUUCAUUGGUGGAAAAUAGAGGAAUAGAUGGAGAAUAUUUAGAUAUGGAAGAUAUAUAUGUGGACCCUGGAUAGAAAUACAGUCAUGACCAAAAGUUUGGAACGUUUUUUUUUUUUUUUUAAUUCAAGUUGUUAUGCCCAAGUACAAUUAAAUUCAAAUAUAACUUUGGAGAUUGAAUAUAAAAAUUCUAAUUUUCAGAUCUAUGUCCCAAAGUUUUGGCCAUGACUACAAAAUAGACCAAAAGUGGACCAUUACCAAAUAAGUUUCUGAUCCUCGGCUCUACAUACUGCCUAUCUAAAGCUUUGUAUUGAGCAUUAAUAUUUUAGAACCGCAAAAUAGUGAAGGUAUGGGCCUUGUUAAGGCAUUCAAGCCAUGGAUUCACAUUGUACCUCUCUAUUUCAGCUAUAUUGCGUACCAACCAGGUGCUGGUACAGCCCUCUCUCUGUUGAGAUAGCUGAGAUUUGAUUUAAUGAGCAACCAAAGCAAUUAGCAAAAACAUAGUGUAUGUUAUCAAGCCAUACUAUCUUACAAGUGAUGACUAAGUAGAGUUUUUUUGUUUUUUUUUUCACUAUAAAAUAAACAAAAAAAACUGUAUAUAAUAUAAUUACAAGAAAACAGCUGAAGAUUCAUUCGGUUACCUGUGCUUAUUCCUUUUGUUCCAAAUAUGGUGUUUUGGAUGACAUCAUUCUGAAAAAAAAAAUGCAUGUGGUGCAAAAUUCUAAGUAAUGGUAGUGAAAAUUCUGGGGGUUUUUAAUAAGUAUAUAAACGCUACUACAUGAAUUGAAUAUUAUUUUGUAAGCCAAAAUUAUGUGUAUAUUAUCAUCAUCUUCAUCUAUGCAAGCAUAAAAAAAAAAACAGACAUAAAACAAUGGCGGGGAUUUCUAUCCAGCACAGUGAGUCGCAAUAUUUUGCAGUCCUUUGUCAUUUUUAUCUUCAGAUCAGCCUUUACCAUUCCUUCCCAGAUCUUGCUUAGUCUGCUUCUUCUGCAGGGUCCUCCUAUCACUUGGUCCAUUCUGCUAUUUACACUGGUGUCUGCAA
Octopus bimaculoides (California two-spot octopus) is the source of this 4458-nucleotide messenger RNA. RefSeq lists its product as uncharacterized. Gene Ontology annotation, molecular function: 1-phosphatidylinositol-3-kinase regulator activity. The record is from RefSeq and is a predicted model, not a curated record. Gene Ontology annotation, cellular component: phosphatidylinositol 3-kinase complex. NCBI's taxonomy places the organism in Eukaryota, Metazoa, Mollusca, Cephalopoda, Octopoda, Octopodidae. Gene Ontology annotation, biological process: intracellular signal transduction; phosphatidylinositol phosphate biosynthetic process.